GGGCUGAGCAACAGCAUCCUCUCUGAUACAAACGCAAGCAGAGAAUAGGAGGCAACUGCUACUUUCCAGUUCAUCUUCUCAGGACAGGUGCCUGAUCUGCACUCAGCACAGACGUUACUCAGUGUAUGAUGAAGACACCACUAUGGACUCUGCUGCUCCUGGGGCUGUGCGUCCCUGGACGCAGUGACUGUCAGAGAGACUGUCUGUCCUGCGGCCAAAUCCUGCCCAAAGACCACGCCUUCGACACACUGGUCUGCCUGGUGGAAUGUGGAAAGGGUUUGCUGGGCCUAAACUGGGAGAUCUGCCGCGCAGCCAUGGAGGAAGGACCCCUGGAGUCCCUGUCAGUAGGGGGCGCCAUGCUGAAAAGAGCCAAGGAGGAGGUGGAAUCUGUUCUCCCUCUGGACCAGGGUGAUGGAGGCCUGUUAUAUUCCAGCGGCCUGCAGAGGUUUGACCACGCGGCCCAGGCUUUGGGCCUGGAUGACCUGGGCCGAGAGAGCCAAAGCACCCAGCUUAGUGCGGUUUACCAGUCCCAGCAGUCUCAGUCUGCAGAGGAAGACGAGGAAGAGCCAGAAAGAGGAAGGGAGCUGCAGAGUGAACAGGAAAAUGCACCAGUAAACCUGACCAAGCGCUUUGGAGGCUUCCUCAAAAGCAAAUACGGCUACAGGAAAUUCAUGGACCCUGGCAGGUCUUUACAGAAGAGGUACGGCGGCUUCAUAGGUGUCCGCAAGUCUGCCCGUAAGUGGAACAACCAGAAGCGCUUCAGCGAGUUUCUAAAGCAGUACUUGGGCAUGACCACUCGAGCUAGCGAGUUCAAUAGCAUGUCCACUGAUAUCACCCAGCAGAGCGAAGUGUAGGCCUCUUCAGUAGCAGUAGACUCACCCAGCAAGCCUUCAUUUGUCCUGCUCAGUUAAGAGAUACUAUACAUGUCUUUGUACAUCUUCAUGAAAAAUUGACUAUGGAAUGCCAUGUGUUUAGAAAAGUUCAUCAAAGUAUAAGAUUUCAUAACCACAGACUCAAUACUAGUGCUGGGCGAUAUUGCUAAAAUUCUAUAUCUCAAUAUUUUCCAAAUAUGUCAUACCGUCAAGGUAUGAGAUGAUAUUGAAGUUUACAUGAAUAAAGUUAAUGAAACCAUGCUCAGUGCUGCUACUCAAUGCUAAAGGAAUGUCUUAGAAACAACUUGUUUUCAUUGUUUUUCUUUUCUUUUCUUAAAAUUACACCAAAGCGAAUCCUACACAGUAUUGUAAAAGAUUUCCAGACAGAAACCACAUUUCCAGAAAGAAAAGUUCGAAUUUAUUUAGAUGUUUUAUGUGUUUCAAACUAUUCUUAACAGUUUGAAGAGCUCAGUUUGAGGUUUUUGUUAUCUAUCGAUACUGUUAAAACAAAAAACAGUCUUGUUGAGUGACAUCAGUACUGGUAUUGAUGAUACAGGGUGUCCCAAAAAAGUGACAUCAUUUGAGAUCUGAGUAACUACAUGUCCUGGCAAAUGAAAUUAAAUAGGCU
Messenger RNA from Colossoma macropomum (tambaqui), 1500 nucleotides. RefSeq names its product prepronociceptin a (gene pnoca). NCBI's taxonomy places the organism in Eukaryota, Metazoa, Chordata, Actinopteri, Characiformes, Serrasalmidae. Gene Ontology annotation, cellular component: plasma membrane; neuronal cell body; dendrite. The transcript is spliced from 3 exons. Bases 126 to 854 code for a protein of 242 amino acids. The record is from RefSeq and is a predicted model, not a curated record. Gene Ontology annotation, biological process: sensory perception; neuropeptide signaling pathway; chemical synaptic transmission. Gene Ontology annotation, molecular function: opioid receptor binding.